Molecule: messenger RNA, 2308 nt
Organism: Bombus pascuorum
Lineage: Eukaryota; Metazoa; Arthropoda; Insecta; Hymenoptera; Apidae
Exons: 3
Coding region: 87-1460 (457 amino acids)
Source: RefSeq, a predicted model, not a curated record
AUUCUUGUACUAGGUAAUUUCCAAAUUAUAUAAAUAUUUUCCUUUCAUGCAAAGUAAAAAUGAUCACUGUUUUCUAAAUAUUAACAAUGAAAUAUCUUUUAGAAAAGGAGAGAGAAAUGACUGAGGAAGAAAUCUGUGGAUUUCUAGAUGUCAAGUUUUGUGGUAGCAAGUCCAAAGUUCAUAAGGUAAAAAAGAGAACAUUGGGCCCUUGGAAAGUUUGGAAAAGGCAUUGGUGUUCCUUUCAAAAGUUAGGUUCUGAAUUAGGAGUCAGAGUAAAUCUUGAUUAUUGUAUUGGCAACGAUAAUAGUUCAUCAUCAAAUGACAAAGAGAAUUUCAUAGUAAUACCAUUGGAUGCCAUUAUUUGCCGUACCCAAUCUAGAUCUAAGCAAUUUGCUUUUGGUAUAUUUCCUAUCAAAGAUAGGAAACCAUUGCUCUAUUUAGCUGGUAAUUCAGAGACAGAGUCACAGCGGUGGAUGGCAAAUAUUAGACAGCUAUUAAGACCUAGAAAGCUUACAUUUGCACCAGGAUCUUAUAAAAUAUCUAUGGUUGACAAUCCACAUUCCAAAGCAUCAGGAUUGACAGGACUAUAUGGUGAUUUGAUAACAAGCACGCUAGGAGUAAUAAUAAAGGAUAUUCAUUCUGGUGAAACAUUAGAGAAUUUUGAAUGGGAUGAACUAAAUCAGUUUCACUUGAUCACGGCAGGACGACCAGAUGAUGUUAAAUGUAUUUGUGUGAUUCAUACAUCAAAAAAAUUCCGUGCUGGAAUUGGUGAACUACAUUUGUUUUGUUUAGAAGCUGGUAAAUUGUUGCAAGAUUUGGUAACUCAGGGCCGUGGUCCAAGACACAAGCAAACUAAUGGACGACCUUUAAGCUUAAGUGAAGGCGAUAUUAGAGCAAUAUCCCAUGAUGAACGUUUGCGAAGUUAUUCAAUAACAACUGGAAGAGUGGAAUUCAAAAUAUUAUCUAAAAGAAGAGAAUCUAAUGAAAGAUAUGAAGAAAUAAGCUAUAGAAUGUCUGGUAAAAUAAAUGAGGAUGUUUAUCAACCAGAACCAUAUGGCCAUUAUCAUGUUAGAAGAUACUCUGAUAUUUCUACAACUUCUGGGAUUUAUGAAGAAAUUCCAGAUGAAUCUGACAUGAGUGCAGUAGCUGCCUCAAAUUUUUAUAUGGAGAAUCUUUUUUGUAAUCGACUGUCAGAAGAGCCACCACCUUUGCCUCCACGUCAGAGGUGCGCUUCAGAGUCCAUGAAAGGAAGCAGGUUGCAAGAUAUUCGGGCUUCUGGACCUAGUAGUUUGCCUUUAACAUCUCAUAAAAACUCUGUACGGAUCGAGAAAAACAAUUUAGGAUUCCAAAGAAUAACGGAUGAGUCUAAUUACGUUCCUAUGUCACCUCGAUUAAAAGAUAUCACGUUAGUAGAAAUGCAAGCGGCUCUACAAGAAAAUGAUUACGUUAUUAUGCGAUAGACGGGACAUCAAUUGCGCAGUAAACAAAUUCUCGUGAGAAAUCUGUUGAUAUUUGCUAAUAUUUGAUCUCGUUUUAAAAUUUUUUUAAAAAUAAAUAUAUACAUGUUCGAAAGAAAAUAUAAAAGAUGAGGCAUGAUUGAAGUUAAUUCAAUUAUAUGUAGAUAUAACAGAGAAGAGGUCAGAAACUAGUUUAAAUUUUAUUGAACCUACUGAUUCGUACAAAAUUUCAUAUAUUUUAUUCAAAAUUAUAAAUUUGUACAUGUGCGAGGCUUCCGUUAUCGGAACUGUAUUGGAGCGCGUUGUUGCAGUUUACCUAUGUUAUUUAAGUGUUAAAUACGGCAGAACUUUUUAAAUUUUCUUAAUAUUAAAUAUUCCUUCAGUCAUUAAAUUCUCUAGAUUUUAUAUUUUUCUAAGCUAAUCUGUAGCCGUUAACCGAUAUUUUGAGCCUAAUCCGUGAUUUGUAAAAAUAUCAAAUUCUUCACGACUUAGAAGGGCUCCACGUACAUCGUCCAAAACGAUCACCUUCGGAUAUCUACAAAUAAAACAAAAAAGACUGUCACAAUUCCGCAAUAAUAAUAUACAUACAUAUAUGUAUGUAAAGGGUAUACUUGACAUCUGCAUUAUAAAAAGUUGUGAAUUUUAUACGAAAUAUAUGUAUAUAUAUACAAGUAGCCUGAUUGAAACAACAUAUUUACCCAUUAUUACUGCAUCUUUCCCAAGCUUUCGCCAAAGACAUUCUGACUAAAUCCUCUGCAAGGCAUUCAACAGCCUAGCAAAAUAUAAAAUAUGUAGGAAAUUUAAUUUUUCAUUGAUUUUUAAAUUAUGUAAAAAUAUAUAUAUGUAAAACA